AUGUACGGCGAGGUGGUGGAGCGUGUCGUGGUCAGCCAUCGGAGACCCGAAUUCCCCGACCACACUCCCCCCCAAUACAGGUCUCUGGCUGAGCGCUGCUGGGCGUCUGACGCGGCGGCUCGUCCAACGUUUGCUGCCGUGCUAGCGGAAGUAGAAUCCAUGCUGGCGUCAUCGGCUGUGCUGCAGGCCCAGAGUGACAUGCUAUACGCGUCGUUAACGCCGCCGCCGCCGCCGCCCCUGCAACCGACGGUGACGGCGGCACCCACUCCGGCUACGGAGGUUGCGGCGGAAUCCCCCACCCCCACCUCCGGGGUGGCUACCUGGUACAACGGCGACCGCCGCCGCCCCGCGUCUCAACACGGUGAUCUGGAGAGCGGUCGCGACGGGACCGGGGAUGCCGACGUACAUAUACACAUAGGAUAG
This is a messenger RNA of Volvox carteri f. nagariensis, 423 nucleotides long. RefSeq lists its product as uncharacterized. Gene Ontology annotation, molecular function: protein kinase activity. The transcript is spliced from 3 exons. Lineage: Eukaryota; Viridiplantae; Chlorophyta; Chlorophyceae; Chlamydomonadales; Volvocaceae. Bases 1 to 423 code for a protein of 140 amino acids. The record is from RefSeq and is a predicted model, not a curated record.